Messenger RNA from Ictalurus furcatus (blue catfish), 3929 nucleotides. It is a transcript of the gene wdr97, whose product is annotated as WD repeat domain 97. The coding region runs from base 74 to 3679 and encodes 1201 amino acids. Gene Ontology annotation, molecular function: protein binding. The transcript has 20 exons. Lineage: Eukaryota; Metazoa; Chordata; Actinopteri; Siluriformes; Ictaluridae. The record is from RefSeq and is a predicted model, not a curated record.
GAUAAAUAAACAGACAGAUAGACAGACAGACAGAUGUGUGUAAAACAGUAUAACAGUAGGUUCCUCCUCUCAGAUGGUGCACUCACACGUCAGUCCCCGCGUCCUCACCCACGGCCUGCAGCACGUCUCCCACUUCCCCUGUGAGGAGGAAGUGACUCUCAUGUCAUGUGGUGUAGGGGAAGACGGCUUCCUGAGUCUCCACCGCAGUGGGCGUGUCAGGUUCUACACCGCAGACGGGUACCUGAGGGAACCUCCUGCCCGCUCCACCGUGCCCUACGAGGGCGUGGCCUUCACACAGAUCCCGGGCAGGCUGGUGGGGUGGGGACCCGGUGAGAAGCUCACGCUGCUGGACACGAAGUUCACCCCAGUCGUUCACGCCCAGGAGACGCUCGACAUCAGAGUGUGUCAGAUGUUAGAAGGCUCUCGGGAGCUGGUCACCGCUGGGGCCGGGAAUGUGUGUGUGUGGAGUGUGGGUCACAUGGUCAUGGUGUGUCACGUGCAGGUGGUGGACGGGUUCGAGAGGGAGUGUGUGUUCACACAGCUGGCUCUGGUUCCUGCUACAGCUCAGAAAGCUCCUCGAGCUCUCGCUGUGUGUGGGAGAUCAGUGACUGUCGUGGAUCUGAGAGAGGGAUGCGUGCUAGAACACAAAACCAACCUCCAUCGACGCGAGAUCACGGCGUUGGUGUACUGCCCCCUGCAGGACGUCGUGGUCACUGCAUCCAAAGAUGUGACCAUGAGGGUCUGGGGGUCGGACUGGGAGUUGCUCACGGCUUUCGUUGGUCACACAGCUGUGGUCACGUCCCUGCUGUUGUGUCCCAUCUCUGGUCUGCUGCUCUCCGCCUCCCUGGACUCAACGCUCCGCUACUGGAGUCUACAGACAGGUGAUCAGGUGAGGAUCCUGACUCCGCCUAUUGGUUACGCCCCAGCCAUUUUAGUAGGCGGUCCCAGCUCCAUGUCCACCUUCUUCACCUUCUCAAAAUCCGGCGUUGACUUCUGGACCUUCAACAGCCUCUAUGACCUCCACUGCAAGCUCAGUGGAGACUCAGCCAUCAGCCGUGUCCGGGAAAUACGAGCCCCGUCCUCUGGCCCGCACUACCCUGCUCGUGUUGUGUGUGUCCAUGGUGACAGUGACAUCACGCUCAUGGCUGCAGGGACGGGGGCAGUGCUAACGGCGUUCCGGACCAGAGAGAGAGUCAGGUGUGCUGAUUACUGCCUCUACAAAGAGGUGCUGAUGGUACUGACUGAUGAAGGGUCGGUGAUCAAAGCCAGCACACUGACCAAUCCGGUGACUCGGGUGGAUACGUGGACCAAUAGGGAAAGUGGGCAGGGUGAAGCAUGCUGCAUGGCGCUGUAUAGUCACAUCGCUGAUGAAGAAACAGCACUGGAGGAGUGGAAGGAACUGCAGGAGGAGAGAGGAGAGAAACCAAGGGUCAGAAAACAGCUGGAGGAGGGCAAGAACAGGUUUCUGGUCAUACUUGGUCAUCACAGUGGGUGUGUCAGUGUGAUGCAAAUGCAUUCCGGGCGUGUCCAAUAUAAACUCACCGCCCACAAUGGACAAGACAUCACAAGCAUACAGGCUUACCCAGAGAGUGACUACGUCCUUACUGCCGGUGCAGAUAACUCGGUGCUGCUGUGGAGAGUGUUUCCGUACACACAGGACUGUCUGAGUGUGCAGACGAGUGUGUUUUGCGCUCAGACACCGGUGUGUAUGUCGCUGCUUGACUCCCUGCUGGCUGUCGGCCUUCAACAUCAACACAGCGCCACCUACAGCCUGGUGCAGCUCGACCUGCACACACACACUCCAACACACACACGCUGUGACCAUCCGCCUGAGCACGAUCACAGCGGUGCAAUCACAGGAUUGUGUGUGUGUCCGAACCUGCAUGUGUUUGCCUCGUGCAGUCAGGACGGCACACUGCGCCUCUGGGACGAGGAGAACCGCCUGCUCAGGACUCUGGAGCUGAACGCUGAGCCAGAGUGUGUGCAGUUCAGUGGACAGGGAGGAGAGCUGCUGCUGGGAAUCAGAGGAGAUGUUUACAGAAUCCACUGCACACACCUACUGCCUCCUGAGUUCCAGACACUGCUGCUGUGUAAUGAGGAUCUGUAUGAUCCGGUUCCUGAUUUGCCCAUCGCUUGCACCAUUAGCAAGUCCUGUAAACAGCGGGGUGAGAGCUCCCACAUCACUGAAGCAGAAUUUCCAGAGAAACAGGACCAGACCAAAGACCCAAUGUUGGAGUGUCUGCUGGAGCGAAAUCGAGACCUGAGUUCACUUCAGAGUGGAGACACACACAGCAGGAGGAAGCUGAAGAGCACUCCACACACCAGGAGAGAGGCUUUUAACCGUUAUAUACAGCUCCUGUACAACCCAGCACUGCAGAUUAGUAUCCCAGAUGAAGAUCCAUUCGACCUGCACGCUGCUCUCUCUCCCCCGAAACCGCCCCAACUGCGACCUCUGACCCCUCCAACACUGCGAGAGGGAUUCUUUCCAAAUUGGAGCCUGGCCAGGAAACCUGAUGCUACACACACGCAGGAAGGCGUCCCGUCUCGCCCCCCUACAGCCUCGCUCGGCUUCGUCCCAAACUCGGUGCUGGUCGGACAGAUCUGGCCUGACGAGGUGCUGCAGAACGCUGUUCCCUCGACGCCGUGGACGCUCCGAGACGAACACACACACCGCUUUGAGAAGAGGAAAGAAGAUACAAAAGAUCAGUGUUUGUAUCAGGAGGACGAUGACGAGUUCAGUAUGAACUCAAUCAUACACCUCAUAGGAACAUCACCCGAAACGAAAAGCCCGACUCCGCCCCCUCGUGUGACUCCGCCCCCAGAGGAACCCUCACCAGAAAAACCAAAAUACACACUGAAGCCGCUUAAGCCCCACCCUCCUAUUAAAAUCAACAAGCCCCUAACUCCACCCAAGCCAGCCCCGCCCACUGCAGUACACACACCUACACCACCACUGCCCCACUUCCUGAAGCAGUUCCUGCAGGAGGGGUGGUUUCACUGCAUGUACCCUGACCCUGGGUGUAUCCCCGAGUCCCUGACCCUGACUGAGUUCUGUGCUCAGCUGCUGGACUUCCUGAAGCGCUGUGUUAUGGAUCAGAAGCUGUGUGUCCUCAAAGCCAUCAUCACACUGCACACACACAACUCUCUCAACAACACACACACCAUCACACACAGCCUGCUGGACUCACUGCGCACCUGCCUGCACAAAGACAUGUCAGAUAUGGAGCAGCGCUUUGCAGUGGAGUUGCUGAAUUUCUUGGUGUGUGUGAAUCCUCACAGCUACGACAUCACAGUGGAGAUACUCCUCCUGCUAGCAGAUAAAGAGCUGAGAUUACAAGGCGUAGCAGUGUGUAUGCUGCAGGCUCUGGGCGUGGACGAGGCUCAGCAGUGGCUCCGUCCUCAGCUGGAGUCCUGGGACCUCGAGGCACACGAACACGCAGAGCCUCGGAGAUGUCUCAGAGAGCUGGCGCACCACUGGCUCAACAGCUGGACAGCAAAAUACAAAAUACAUAAGAGUGCUGGGAAAAAGAGUGCGCUCUUCUCUCUGGUGAUCUCACCCUCAGACGUUCUGCGUUAUUUCUGCUGGGUGCAAAAAGAGGCGCAGGUUAAACCAGCAGCAGAAGCAAGGGGCAGGAGAGACACCGUCCUGCUGGGGACACAGCCAUACAGGGAAAUAUAAGAGCCUCCAAAUCACUUGAGAGCAUCAGUGUAAAUCAACAUCGACUCUCUACACCAUGUCACUGUCAAUCUUUACUAGCGUCCUAUAUUAAACAAACAAACAAACAAACAAAUAAAUAAAUAUGAAAAAAAAAAGUUUUUAAAUAAUGUUUUUGUGCCACACUCCACACUAGUUUGUUUGUUUGUUUGUUUGUUUGUUUGUUUGUUUGUUUUUCCGGAGGAAGAUCAUUUUUUUUUACCUCCUUCAAUCA